Molecule: messenger RNA, 1608 nt
Organism: Salvia miltiorrhiza (redroot sage)
Lineage: Eukaryota; Viridiplantae; Streptophyta; Magnoliopsida; Lamiales; Lamiaceae
Exons: 4
Coding region: 1-1608 (535 amino acids)
Source: RefSeq, a predicted model, not a curated record
AUGUUCCUCACAGUUUUAGUGCCUGGUCCACGCAAUCCAAAAGAGAAGUUGGAUGUGUUUUUGCAGCCACUAAUAGCAGAACUAAAACACUUGUGGGAGGUAGGUGUGCCUACAUAUGACAUUUCACUGAAGCAAAAUUUUCACAUGCGAGCAGUUUUGAUAUGGACUAUUAGUGAUUUUUCAGCGUACUCUAUGUUGUCUGGGUGGAGUACUGCUGGAAGAUUGGCUUGUCCACAUUGCAUGGAAAACACUGAUGCAUUCACUCUAGAGAAGAGUGGUGACAACCAUCGAAAGUUUUUACCUGCUAAUCAUGCAUUUCGAAGAAACAAGAAAGCAUUCAGGAGGAAUAAGACGAUUACAGUCGGUCCACCGGUAGCAAGGUCAGGAGAAGAUAUAUUCAAUCAAAUACAAGCAUUGGGUUUGAUUAAAGUGACUGAGGACUACGAUGAUACAAACAAGAAUGCCUCCAACCGUUCUGGAACUGGGUGGAAAAAGAUGAGAAUAUUUUGGGAUCUUCCAUAUUGGAAAGAUUUGUUGAUUCGGUAUAAUUUAGAUGUUAUGCAUAUUGAAAAGAAUGUGUUUGACAAUGUUUUCAACAUUGUGCUUAAUGUUCUAGGGAAGACCAAAGAUACAAUUAAGUCUAGAGAGGAGUUGAACUUGUAUUGCACAAGACCGGAACUGAAUCGUAAUGAGUCUUCAGGAAAGUAUCCAAAAGCUUCAUAUACACUUGACAAGAAUGAGAAAAAGGUGUUAUGUGAAUGGGUAAAAAAUCUUAGAUUUCCAUACGGGUAUAUGUCCAAUAUGAGUAGAUGUGUGGAUAUGAGUAAGCUAAAGAUGUAUGGGAUGAAAAGUCACGACUGCCAUGUUUUCAUGCAACGCAUCCUGCCUGUGGCAUUUCGUGAACUUAUUCCACAAAAUGUUUGGAAGGCGAUCACAGAGUUAUGUCUAUUUUUUAAGGACUUGACUUCUCGGACAAUACAAAUAGACGAUAUGUGCAGGCUCAAUGAUAACAGUCCAAUAAUUUUGUGUAAUCUCGAGCGCAUCUUUCCACCUAGUUUCUUCGACUCGAUGAAGCAUCUACCGGUUCAUUUGCCUAAUGAAGCACGCCUUGCAGGUCCCGUUCAAUAUCGAUGGAUGUAUCCAUUUGAGAGAUACUUAAGAAAAUUGAAAAAUCAUACAGGAUCCCCUCUUGGAAAAAUGUCAAAAAGAUAUCUGGAUGCUAAAGAGUACAAGGCUGCACAGAUAUAUAUUCUGCUCAACUGUCACGAGGUCACCGAUAUAUAUUUGAAAUUGUUUGAAGAUGAAAUGGUAGCAGGAAAUCCAUUUAUAUCGGCAUCAAAUUUAGGCACCAAAAUCGAUGAGGAUUUUGUUGAUUGGUUCAAAAGAUAUGUCAAUCGUCAAUCUACCAACAACAUCGUGAACAAAUAUAUUCAGGAUCUCGCCAAAGGGCCUUUAUUAGAGAUCAAAACAUAUCCUGGAUAUAUUGUUAAUGGAUACAGGUUUCACACGAUAGCUCAUGGAGCACAUCGAGCCACUAUGAAUAGUAGAGUUUGCAUAAAAGGCGAGAUUUAUAACACUGAUGAGUUGGACUUUUAUGGCGCUUAUUAG